AUGUUCUGUCCGCACAAAAACUCGUAUUUACAACUGGUAUGUGCCAUGAACCCAAGGGUGCUGAACAAAGCAGUAGACCAAGCCAUGGGGAAGAAAGAGUUUGAUCCUCAUACAGAGCGGCCGCCAGCUCAACGGCUGGUCUCCAUGCAGCCCUCGCUGUACGCGCCGCACGUUGAUGUCACUCGCGCCCGCCUCGGCUUCGGCCGCAACGGGCUCAGACUCGUCAACAGAGAACUACAUUCCCCGGACCAUUUGGUACAAUUGCAAGCUCUGCAUACUGUACUGGAUCAAGUGCAAAUAUCAGAAAAUGCAAUCUAUUUAAUAAAGAUCCACUUGGUAUAUCGACUGAUUGACCUGAUGCGCAAUGAAGACCCUGUUAUCCGAGAAAAGGUUUGCAUGAUACUCACCACGUUGGCGACUUACCGACAAGGGAGAGAAAGAAUCAUGACUCGACCUAGAAUCAUUAAAAAUCUCAUGUGGCUUAUCCUUAGAGAUCGGAAGGAAAUAAGGUUUGUUGCGGCAAACGCGUUAAAAUCAUUGACGGAACACAGAUGCUCUCUAGCGAAGGUUCUUGAAAACAAAUCUAUUGUGGAAGAUUUACUGCGAAUGGUUGUGAAUGAUCACAAGGGAAUUGUGGCGAUACAUCUGAAGACAAUUACGAAUCUCGCAGAUUGGGACCCGGAGCGGCCGCUGAAAGCGAAUGCUUUUCAAAUCAUGAUGAAGCUAUUUGAGGACGACGACCCAAAAAUUAUAUCUUCAGCGAUGGACUGCAUGUCGCAGCUCUGCAAGCACGAAGUCGGUAAAAACCUGGCCGAUACGUACGACCUGACAUUUGUGUUGCGUCCUUAUCUGACGCAUGUUUCAGCGGAGGUUAGAAUCAGUGCGGUGGCUCUGAUGUGUUACACGACAAUCACGACUCGCUCGAAAUGGCGCGCCAAGGAAGUGUGCGAGGAGUUGACUAGAGUGCUCGUGAACUUGUGCUACAGGUCCAACAAGCCCUUGCUCCAAAUAAGCGCUAUGCAGGUGCUGAUCAACUUGUGCGACUGUCCGGAUGUUAGGAGCCACAUGAAGUGGCAUUGGGAGAGGCGCGUGAAGCAAGUACGGAUAAGGACCCACGAGGAGUGGGACGGGACUACGGAGACUUCCACUUACGGUCUGGAAACCGGCCACAACUAUCGAACCAUGUGCAUAGAAAAAGUGGAAACGAUAAAGAACGAUUAUGGUGACAGCGCCGAGGUGGUCAACGUGCACAGCUAUUUGCGGCGGAUACACGAGGUCAAGGAGCGCUUGUUGUAUGCAAUUAAUUGGAAAUCUUAUAAAGAUUGA
This is a messenger RNA of Zerene cesonia (dogface butterfly), 1326 nucleotides long. RefSeq lists its product as uncharacterized. Lineage: Eukaryota; Metazoa; Arthropoda; Insecta; Lepidoptera; Pieridae. The transcript has 3 exons. The record is from RefSeq and is a predicted model, not a curated record. Bases 1 to 1326 code for a protein of 441 amino acids.